Molecule: messenger RNA, 2508 nt
Organism: Plasmodium coatneyi
Lineage: Eukaryota; Apicomplexa; Aconoidasida; Haemosporida; Plasmodiidae
Exons: 1
Coding region: 1-2508 (835 amino acids)
Source: RefSeq, a predicted model, not a curated record
AUGGAUCUGUUUGGAGAAGACUCCGAGAAUAAUUGCUGCGAGGGAUGGGGUAGGAGAGCACAUGGUAGAGCUAGUCGCAGCGGGGCGGUAAGGGGAAGACUGAUAAAACAGAAGCGAAACAGUGAGGAGCGUGAGGAAGAGACAAACCUCUUUAGCGUCAGUUCUGGAGAGGACAAAAGGAGAACUCCUGGCAGGAAGAGGGGCCUCUUUAGUGAAAGCGUGAACGAUGAGGAUAGUUCCGGGGAAGAUAGGAAGAAAAACAAAAAGAGGAGGGUGAGGAGUAAAUGUCUGUUCAGUAGCACCUCUGAUGGGGGCAGCCAUAAAAGUGAGGAAGCGAGUGAGGCAGGAAAAUUGGGGGAUAAUAGUCCCCAGGAGGGGAAAUCUAAUUGUCUGUUUAGCAACGACGUGGAGGAAGUAAAACAAGGGGAUCAAUAUCCCCAGGAGAAGAUCUCCAACUCUCUGUUUAGCAGUACCUCAGAGGAGACCCCCCAAAGCGGGUCAGAAGUGAAAGGAAAGAACAAAAGUCCAAAUGGAGAGGGUAGAAAAGUUCAAAGCAGAAUGUACAUAAGGGAAGGAAAUUUCUUCCUUAAUAUUGGUGAAAAAGGGAAAAAGAAAACACGAAAGAAAACGUCCUUCUCGAACAUUGGAUUACAGGGGAGGUCUAAUAUUGCAAACAAGUGUGGCUACCGUAUGAAUGCGGGUAGAAGUGGAAAAAGGGACCUCCCUUACUAUGACCUGCAUGGCACGAACGAGGAAGGGAUGUACCGCCUAAUAAGUUUUGAGAAGCUAAAAAAGAGAGCUUCAAGGAAGUUAAAUUUUAUGAGCAUAGUUAAUAUGGCGAAUGGGGGGGGCAACUCGUCUGAUAAUUCAUCUGGUUCAUCGUCUGGCUUGUCGUCGCAUUCGUCAGUAUGUACGUUAGUACGUUCUCAAGUGGGUGAUGACGCGGGGGACGAAGGAACCGACAGCACGGCCAACUCGGAAGAAGACAUUUUAAACCGCACGGGUGUGAGUUACGUGGCGUCGAGCGAAUCAACCCAAGAGAGCAAAAACGACAUUGCAUCUGUGAAUGAUGAGAUAAGCAACAACAGGACCAUGGACGUGUACCGUUACUACUACCUGGGUAACCACGUGGACAAUCUGGUUCGGAAUAAGAAUGUGGAAAAAAUGGAGGAAAGUGCAAUUUGCAUUGGGGGUGAAAAUCUACAUGACCGUUUGUUUGGCCUGGGGGAGGGGAAUUCGAAGGAGCUACAUAGAGGGGAAGUCACUUUAGACGGGAUGCAUAAAGGCAUGAGUAAGGAGGAGACCCAACAAUUGGACAGAGGAACAUCCAUAAAAAUGAAGCAGCCACGUAAUAAAAUAGGGAAACGAAAUAAUGGCAUGCUGCAAAGAAAUUUAAAGCUGUAUAGAAAUUUUAAAAAUAUAAAUGUAGAAGUAUCACGACAGAAUAACCUCAAAGGAUUGAACUUCAAAGAAAUGGUCGUGAAUUUCAUUCGACUGGUGAAUAAGAACGUGAUGGAGAUAGGGGAACGGGGAGAAAUGGACCUGUCCAAGGAAGGGAACAAUUCGAAAGACGAUUUUAAUGACACCAGCGAUGUAGAAGAGUGGUAUGUUACCAGAGGGGACGUCACGAAAGGGGAAGAAACGAAAACACAGGCAUCUUUGCAGGAAGCGGAGGGACAACAUAACCACUUGGAGGUAGCUAAAUGUGUGUGCAUUUUCUGUUCAGAAAAGAAAAAAAUCCUCACAAACGAAGAAAUGCAUGUAAGUACAUUUAAGUAUAUGGACGAAAGGAAAGAAGAAGACACUGUGAUCAAGCCGUUUUUCAUGCACAACUAUGUGUUCACCGCGUUCAUCAAUUAUUUUAUUCACUACGGGAGGGUUACGCGUGUGCAGGGGGGGAAAAAAACAGGAGGGAAAAAUAUCCUAUUUUACAAAUUUGACAAAAUGGUGACAAAAAAAUAUGGCAUUAAGCGGGUAAUUCUUUUUGUGGCGAAAAGAGUGACGCUCACAAGUGUAGGUAUCCACAUGGAAGGGUCGAACAUGUUACAGGAAGAGGAGGAGUUUGUCGUCGUUAUAAACUUUUUUAAGUGGGGAAUGAUGCGAAGACGUUACAAAGAGAUUGUAAAGUUAAAAAGGAGGAAAAAGGAAAAGGAAAGUUUGAGCAUUUUUAAAACAUUUUUUUUUGUCGUUAAAGCGAUUGAUGAGUAUUGCAUACUGUGUAACAUCCAAGUGGAUCAUCCGAAAGGCAAAAAAAAUUUUCACGAAGGGAAAGGAAAAUACAUGAGUGAACCAUUUUGCAAAAAGGAGGAUAGUAACCCUCGGAACGGGUGCACCUCCUUUGAUUCUUCUUAUUUGUCCAAUAAUGAGGUGAGGGUUGGCCAAAUUGAGGACGCGCUAAACCGCGACUUGGCCAACUCCCGUCUGCAGUUCGCCCUGGUCGAUUCUCUGCGCGUCUCUGCGGGGAGUACGCUGUACCUCUUCCCGGCUCAUAUGCUCGUGCUGGUCUGA